Messenger RNA from Nelumbo nucifera (sacred lotus), 1550 nucleotides. Its product is annotated as zinc finger protein ZAT1-like. The record is from RefSeq and is a predicted model, not a curated record. NCBI's taxonomy places the organism in Eukaryota, Viridiplantae, Streptophyta, Magnoliopsida, Proteales, Nelumbonaceae. Gene Ontology annotation, biological process: regulation of DNA-templated transcription.
CCUUUUGGUGGAGGAAUGCUUGUCACCUACUCCUUUUAGUUUCCACUCUCCUUAUACUUGUUAAGCUUCCCUUUGCAGAGAGGAAGAAGAGAGAGCCAGAGCAAGCUUGGGAGCUCCGUUUCUGUGAGUUCAAUGGAGCGACACAGUUGUAAGCUCUGUUUUAAGCGCUUCGCCAAUGGGAGAGCUUUGGGUGGCCAUAUGAGGUCGCAUAUGGCCACCCUCCCACCUCAACCAAAGACCCAACCUACUCAUCCCAUCGGAGAUGAGACUGAAUCUGCCUCGUCUUCGUCGCCAUCGUCUUCGUCGUCCUCUUCCGGUGAAGAAGUAGAGGAGGAGGAGGAGGAGGAGGAGGAGGAGGAGAAAGCUCUGUAUUAUGGGUUGAGAGAGAACCCCAAGAAGAGCUUUCGCUUGGUAGAUCCUGAGUUUUCCUUUGCUGUUGAUGCCGGGUCCGUCGUUCAAGAUAGGGAAAGUGAGACGGAAUCGUCGAGGAACCCGUCACGAAGACGAUCGAAGCGAAAUCGUAAAUCGAGCAUCGCAGAGCAGCAGCAGCAGCAGCAUCAGCAGCAACAGCAAGAGGAAGUUAAGAAGCCCAAGUUAAGCAAAUCAAGUAAGGCGGAGUCGACGGCAGAGCCCGAACCGGUAAGCUCGGUAUCUGAUACUACUCCUGAAGAGGAUGUUGCUUUAUGUCUUAUGAUGCUUUCGAGGGAUAUAUGGAUGAGGGAGGAGGAGGAGGAAGAAGAAGAAGAAGCAGAGAGAUCCAUUGAGGAGUCGGAUAACUCGGAAGAGCUCAAAUUUCCGACUCGUACUCGAGGAAGGUACCAGUGCGGCACGUGCAAGAAGGUCUUUCGCUCUUAUCAAGCUUUGGGUGGUCAUAGAGCAAGUCACAAGAAGAUUAAGGGCUGCACACCAUCUUCUUCCCCUGCUUCUCGAACUCAUGAACUCGAGUCCGAACUCGGUAAUGCAGGCACUUCGGUCGUCGAUCGGAGAAUCCAUGAAUGCCCGGUUUGUUUCAGAGUCUUUGGGUCUGGACAAGCUCUUGGUGGGCACAAGAGAUCUCACCUUUCAGCUUCAGCUACUGCUGCAAAUUCUACUAAAUUUGGGGACAAUUUGAUAGAUCUUAAUCUCCCUGCUCCUCUUGAAGAUGACGAUAUGAGUCAGGUUGAGCUUUCGGCAGUCUCGGAUGCAGAAUUCGUCGAUCAGAUCAAGUGAGACUGAAUUCUGCUUUACUUGGUCAGGAUUCAAAUCAAAGCUCGCAGCUCUGGACGUCAAGUAGAGGUAAAAACUUCUUCUUUUUCUCUUCAUUAGUCGAUCUGAGAUUAUCCCAAGCUGCUUUGACAAUCAGGAAAAAUGGGCUCUCUUGUAUUUAAAGAUUCUUCUUCUACUUCUCAAAAUUUAUGCUUUCUUUUCUUCUUUUAAAAAAGCUGUUCUUUUUUUUUCUCUUUUCUGACUGUAAUUCAUCUCUUUGAAUUUGUCAAGUGCUGUUACUUACUUUGUAACAACUGAUUUUAGUGCGUCCAUUAAUGGAAGAACCAAAGAUUUAAUUUAUUCCA